AUGGCUAAACAAUCCACCGAAAAAAUGGAUGAAACAAUUAUCAAAGGACUUUCUAAGGCCGUUCAGAAGCCAACCCUAUGGGCCGGAGGGCAAGAAGAUUAUAUAUGGACCUUAUCCACCGAUAUUAAUCAUUACUUUUUGGGACGCGAUAUGCCUCCUUUACACACACUAUAUCAACCUCCCUACCAGGAAAGCGACUCUCGAGAGGCAGGUGAUAUUUCUUACACAGAAGUUGAAAUUUCUGCGCAAUUUGAUAAAGAAGAAGGAAACGAGAGAAAAAUGUCGACCAACCGCGAUAAAUCUGACAUAUUCACUUCAAAACAACAAACUGACGAGAUUUAUGAUAGGGGCAUCAGUUCGAUUAACACCAAAACCGCCAGCAUUAACAUAUCGGAUGGCAGUCAAUACAUUACAACAGGAGGUGGCAGCGUCAAGGGUGAAACAGAUGCAAAUAUUCAAGCGGAAUGCGAAAGUCAUGAGUCCAUGCUUCAAAUGUCAGAAGGUAAUGGAAACGAUGUAUCUCACACAUCUAACAGAAAUUCACAAAAAUCACCUAUGGUAGUUGAAAUGAUUGCCCAUGAGACAGACCGUCAACUAAUCGCAUCCAUGUUAAAAAUUGAGUUCGAUGAACGAUUAAAAUGUUAUAAUUAUGAAUUGAAGGAAAUUCGUGAGUUUGGUUUUACUCACAUCAUAAUUGUUGGAAUGCUUCAAUUUGGACCAAUGUUCAUAGACUGUUACGGUCGCAUCUUUAAUUUGGACACGAUGACUGGUGUGUUGUGGAAAGUUGGAAAUUCCUUGGAAGAGGCAGCAAUGGAACCCUUUUCUAUUAAAACAGCAUGGAUUGUUGAGGAAGAUGGGACUAUUGAUGAUUUUGAAUUUGAUCCUACGAACAGCCAAGUUUUUGAAGAUCAAAAAAUUCCGAAAGUCGAGAAGGCCAAGAAAAAAUAG
This is a messenger RNA of Funneliformis mosseae, 948 nucleotides long. The record is from the annotation of a GenBank genome assembly. NCBI's taxonomy places the organism in Eukaryota, Fungi, Glomeromycota, Glomeromycetes, Glomerales, Glomeraceae.